Molecule: messenger RNA, 2964 nt
Organism: Drosophila simulans
Lineage: Eukaryota; Metazoa; Arthropoda; Insecta; Diptera; Drosophilidae
Exons: 1
Coding region: 27-1079 (350 amino acids)
Source: RefSeq, a predicted model, not a curated record
CGACGGAAGUCGCAGAUUUCUAUGCGAUGCUGCUGCCGGAGCUGCUGCUACUCGGCUUGGCCGUCUCCCUGGCGGACAGCUACGACCGAAGCGUCAACUACUGGGAGGCCUUUGCGCCGGGCAAGCUGCUCCAGCGCCUGGACGCUCUCACCGUCACGGAUGUGGACCAAUCGAAGGUGGUCAAACUGCCGCAGCUGAUGCAGCCCAUCCUGCCAGCCAACAACCAAGCGCAGGCCAAGGUGGACGAGGACGUGGACCUGGAUGUCGAGACAGAUGCAGAGGCGGCGGCCGCUGACGAUGUGGACAGCCUCAGUGCGGAGACCAGCCACGAGGGAUACUCCGGCGAGGACAACUACGAGCGCAACUACGAGCAGUUCGUCAAGGAGUACUUCGAUCGGGCUGCCGGCGACGAUGACCACGACGACGGCGAAGGCCUGGAGGAGGAGGAGGAGGAGGAAACCCAGGCGGAGGCCACCAGUGUCAGGGAUCAGCGCUGCCGGCAGGUCAAGCGGAAGGAUGGCCAGCUGUGCGAGAUCUGUCGCCAGUUGAAGAACAACGAGGUGUCCGAGACGUGCAGCUACUCGCACGACGACCAGCCGCAGCAGUACGCCUAUGGCAGCGGCAGCCAGUACAAGCGUUACCGCGACGAUCCCGCACAGAAGACGGAGCAGGAGCAGGAGCAGGCUGAGCCGGUGGCCCCCAGCAGCCUGUGCGUGCGCCGCCAGCAGAAGAACAGCGUCUGCUACGAGUGCAAGGACAGCAAGGGCCAGAAGAUCGAACGCUGCUACGAUGUGCAGGCCCGCAAGGCCAAGACCCGCAAGACGAAGGCCUCCUCCAGCCGUCAUCCGUCCAGCUUCGCCCACAAACGUAAGCCGCGCUCCCAGCAGUCGCAGCAGUCGGAGCAGGAGCAGCGCAUCUACAAGCGCACCAUUAGCUACAGCUAUGCCCAGGGCACGGAUCAGCAGGGGCAGGGGCAGGAGCAGCCGACCGGCGGGACAACGGAGCUGCCAGUGCCCCGCCAGCGUCGCCGGCGGCUGGUGAAGAUUACGCGUCGGCGCGGACCGGCUAAAGUGCAAUAAUAAUCGUGUUUUCUUUCGCAUGACUCAAUGUAUAACCCACUCAUUAGCUUAGAUUGAUUACCACACGUUUUUUUUUUGUUACAAUAAACCAUUCUGUAAGAACACAUUGCAUACUUGCGGGCUAAUCAGCUAGAAGAGAUCAUCAAGAUUAGCUAGAAAAAGGUUUUAUCCCAAAAAUAAGAAGUUCUGAAGUUCCGAAAUAUGAUGCACUCUUGUGGAAUUUUAUAAAAUUCUAAUAUUAGCAAGGGUAUUUCGAAAUAUUUGCUUGCUUUUGAGUUUGUUUUGUUUUUUUCAUUAUAAAAUUUGAUAUGAAGUGUAAUUGUUAAAUGAAAAUCCAUGUUCUUCGCAAUGGCAAAGUAUGAACAAUUGCAAGACACACAUGAACAACAAGGAUAUAUGCUAAAUAAAACCAUGAUUCAAUGUUAAUAAUUAAUUAAUAAGCAAGUGAGAACCGCUGAAUUCAUUUCGAUUGAACAAAAAUCGUUUAUUGAGGGGGUUUCCAUUUCCAUUUCAUUUAUUUGUAAAACCACAAACAUCUUUACAUUGGCAUUAAACUGGAUGCGACAAUUUGCAAUUGAAACGAACAACAUUUACUUAACAAUAAUUUUGGAGCUGCCGAUGCGAAAGGGAGAGGGACAGCAGGCGAGCGGCGAAAGAGACGGCUAUAGCAGCCGGUGAUAAAUGCGGCUAUAGCUUUGACUUUGGGAAUCGCUAACGUUAACUAUUCGAUUCGACACUCGAAUUUCGACAAUUGAAAUCGCAGUGUCUUCAGUUUGAAACCUCAACUCAAACACACAACACAACUUGAACACUUAGCACAUGAAUAGAUUUUGAAACCGACAUUCUAGCCUAGCAUUCUAGUAUGCAUUUUAAGUCUAUUGUUGCUCCGGUGCUUGGUGCGCAUAAAAAAUGACAUUGCAUAAUCCUAGUGCUGUGCGAAAUAGUUAGAAAUAGUUUAACUAGCAAUUGCCACCGUUCUCAACUUGCACUCAAGCGGGGCUUCGUUUUUGAUUAACACAAUUAAUGCGGCUAAUAUGACAUUCAAAAGCUUAGGAAUAAGCAAUUAACAAUACUAGUUCGAAUCCAAAGUUUGAUUUAGUGGCGAUGGGACUGAUCAUCAUGACUGAUAUUUGCAGAGUAAACAUUCGUACUUUUUUGUUGUAUUUUCAAGAACAUCGUUGCGUUUGCUAACUACACAUUUUCGCAAAGUGAUUCGUUGGCUAUAUAAAUAGGUACAUUAUAGUUAGUCGUAGUUAUUAGGUAUAGCUAUAGUUAUAGGUAUAGAUAUCUAUAAAUUGGCUGGCCUAAAAUGUUGAUCAUCGUGUAAAUAUGACGGCUAUCGUUAUUGCUAAAGCUUUUACUUCCUUAUCGUCGUUACUUCUCAUUGUUCGAACAUUUUGUGGCUGCGUUGCUUUCGUUAUGUUAACAUUUGCGUUUCAACUAGGGUUAAAUAUCUACCAGUACAAGUACAAUAAUAUGAAUAUAAAUCUUAAAGCUUUGUUUCUAUGGAAAUACGCAUUCCCUUCCAUUUCAUUUCAUUCGCACAACCCUCACUCGACGUGGGACGUUUACAAGUACAAGUUAAGAACAAAAAAAUAAAAUAAAAUAAAGUAGAACAAACACAAGAAACGCACAUAUACAACUUAAGUGGCUAAGGUUUCUUAGAAAUGUAAGCAUGUACACUCAGAUUUAUAUAUUUGCAAUAUAUAGUUGUAAACAAUUGAAACGCUAAAGGUAAACAUUCCCAGACAAACAUUGCUGCUUGCUGUGGAUUUUGUAAUUUUCCGGUGAUUGGCACAAAAGUUUCAAGCAGACGACGCAAUAAAAAAAAAAGUAAAGAAAAAGAAAAUAAAAUAAAAUAAAAGGAAGGCAAACAAAAUAGGCU